This is a messenger RNA of Jatropha curcas, 1257 nucleotides long. It is a transcript of the gene ASML2, whose product is annotated as activator of spomin::LUC2. Gene Ontology annotation, molecular function: DNA-binding transcription factor activity; protein binding. Gene Ontology annotation, cellular component: nucleus. The record is from RefSeq and is a predicted model, not a curated record. Lineage: Eukaryota; Viridiplantae; Streptophyta; Magnoliopsida; Malpighiales; Euphorbiaceae. Gene Ontology annotation, biological process: regulation of flower development.
GAGUGACAGACAAGGAAAAAAACAGAGAGGAAAGAAACAGAAUUGAAAUCCAUAGAACUACUUUCUUUCUCCCUUCAAUGGCCUUCGUCCCUCAUUUCUACACUGACUAUCAAUUUUCGCCUCAGGAAUUCUCCGAUAUUAAUUCGGUUAUGGCUCAAGAAAACUACGGGAAUAAUGCAUUUGCUGGUGGUGCAAUCUCUACUGCUUGUGCAAUGAUGGGACGUGAACAUAAUCACCGCAACAACCUUCCAAUAUUUUAUGAUAAUAUUAAUGAUAAUGGCGCCCUUGAGGGUUUUCCUCCGGAGUCUACUGAUGUUUUCUCGCGGCUUCCAGCUGUGACCACCUCCUUCGCCGACCAACUCGGCGUUUCCGACGUAGCUGUUCCUUCAUUGAUUGAUCACUACAAAAUGGGUUUUAGCAGCAUUGCUAAAAUUCAAAAUCUUGGUGGCGGUUUUCAGUAUAAUUCUGGUCCUUUUGAGUUUGGAGAUGAUUGUUGUGAGUUUCUGCAAAAUUUUAAGUCCAUCUGCCCUGAUUCUCGAGAAACUUGGGGAAUUCAAUGCAAUCAAAUGCCAGCCAUUGAACACAGCAAUAUAAAAGUUGGACGUUACACAGUUGAAGAAAGGAAAGAUAGAAUUCUUAGGUACUUAAAGAAAAGAAAUCAAAGGAACUUUAAUAAGACCAUUAAGUAUGCUUGUCGCAAAACCCUAGCUGACCGCAGAGUUCGUGUCCGUGGAAGAUUUGCUAGAAACAAUGAAUUAAUUGGUGAAGAUGAAACUGGUAGCAAAAAGAAUGACAAUCCUCUCCAAGAAAAAGAAUCAUAUUUCAAUGAUGCCCUCCAGAUGAAGAAUAGUGAUGAUGAUGAUGAUUGGUUGCAAGAAGCAGUGGCUAGUUUAAUGUAUGUACCGUAUAUAGCUGGGUGACAUAAUUGUGGGUUUAUGCACAGAAGCUGGUUAAUCAAAGAAAACGAGGGUUUUGGGAUAUUUCACAACUCGCAAAGCUAUAUUAAUUUAUUUUGUGGAUUAUGUAACAGUCUAACCAAACCGAAGCUAGACGAUAGAGAUGGGUUUAUCAUAAUCUUUUGGGUUGUUUUCAUUUUUGAACUUUAGCACCAAAUCGAAGUUCAAAAGAGAAAAAGAUUCAUCUAAACAUCAUAUGAUUAUGAUCUCAUCAAUUCACUUUAAAUAUUUGUUGCUUCAGCAAUGGCAUGAAAGCUUUGGAACAAUUGUUGUAAUUAACGUUGUACAUGAUCACAUUGAA